Molecule: messenger RNA, 1846 nt
Organism: Ilex paraguariensis (yerba mate)
Lineage: Eukaryota; Viridiplantae; Streptophyta; Magnoliopsida; Aquifoliales; Aquifoliaceae
Source: the annotation of a GenBank genome assembly
UCAGACUUUGCUCUCUCCGAAAACUCUUUCUCUCUUUCUAAACUUUGGAAUGGCACCCAGGGCUGAGAAAAAGCCAGCGGAGAAGAAACCGGCGGAGGAUAAGAAAACCCCGGUGGCCGAGAAAUCCCCAGCGGCGGAGAAGAAGCCGAAGGCGGGGAAGAAACUCACCAAAGACGGCGGCGCCGCUGCCGGCGACAAGAAGAAGAAGCGGACUAAAAAGAGCACUGAAACAUAUAAGAUCUACAUCUUCAAGGUCCUCAAGCAGGUCCACCCAGACAUCGGUAUAUCCAGCAAGGCCAUGGGGAUAAUGAACAGCUUCAUCAACGAUAUAUUCGAGAAGCUCGCUCAGGAGUCAUCUCGGCUCGCUCGCUACAACAAGAAGCCCACCAUCACCUCUCGCGAGAUUCAGACCGCUGUAAGGUUAGUGCUUCCUGGUGAAUUAGCCAAGCACGCGGUGUCUGAGGGGACUAAGGCGGUCACGAAGUUCACGAGAUGUUCCGUUUUCCUCUGUAGAAAUCUACUUGACAAAAUCCCUUCUGCUUCACUAAUGCUCGAGAAGGUAGAACAAGAAGCUGGAGAAACUCAAAACAGUUGGGUUGUUGUGAGUUCAAGUAAUGCCAUCUUGCUCCUCUUUUUAGAAGGUGCAGUUUAUUUUGUUUUAGUGAGCAGAAUGACUUACAUAUGGAAACUGGCUUUGGAUUGUGCAUUGUGUCCCCCAUUUCUUGACAUCGAUGUUUCGGAAAUUGAGAUCAACGAAUGGUUUGUCAUUCAGCAUCGGAUAUAUGUAGUGGUGAACCCCUUCUCUUCAUCUUCCCCGCACUCUAUCCUCCUCAAAAAACCCAACCUCAGAACCACCGCAACAACCCAAUUCACCACCUUUCCAAUCAACCCAUCUCGCGCUGCCACCACCACCACCCACAAACCCAUAUCAAUCACUUGUUCAACCACCAGCCCACUCCAAGAUCGCCCCGCCGCCACCUCCCAAUCCUCAGAUCGCGUCUUAAAUUUUGCCACCGGCCUCGUCACACUCCCCGAAAUUGUCCUCAAGAAAGCUGAAUCUGAGCUCUACAACUGGCGUGGCUUGGGUAUGUCCGUCAUGGAGAUGAGCCACAGAGGCAAGGAAUUUCUCUCUAUAAUUCAGAAAGUGGAGUCAGAUCUGCAUGCCCUUCUUGAUAUUCCGUCUGAAUACGCCGUGCUCUUCCACCAAGGUGGCGCCACGGCCCAAUUUGCAUAUGUCUCAUUGAAUCUUUGCAACCCCGAUGAUCCGGUUGAUUAUAUUGUCACCGGUUCUUUGGGCGAUAAGGCUUUCAAGGAAGCGACCAAAUUCUGCAAACCCACUGUGAUUUGGUCAGGUAAAUCAGAGAAAUAUACAAAGAUUCCUGAUUUCGAUGCCUUGGAACAAGACCCAUCUGCCAAGUAUUUGCAUAUAUGCGCAAAUGAGACCAUUCACAGGGUUGAAUUCAAGAACUAUCCAAUCCCCAAGAGCAAAGAUGCAAUUUUGAUUGCUGAUAUGUCGUCGAAUUUUUGUUCAAAGCCAGUGGAUAAUGCAGCUUUUGACUUUUUAUUAACUGCCUUUCAUUGCAGACAUUUGGAAGACAAUCAAUUCAGUGGGGAGAUUCCUCAAUCACUUGCAAACGUUGACAGCUUCCGCGAACUACAUUUGGAAGACAAUCAAUUCAGUGGGGAGAUUCUUCAAUCACUUGCAAACGUUGACAGCUUCCGCGAACUGGGCGGUGGUAGAAGUGGCUAUGGUGGUGGUGGUGGAUGCCGAGAUAAUUAUAGAGACAGUGGAGGUUCCAGCCCAGAUAGGCAUUAUCACAGUGGAAACCGUUCGCGCCCAUAUUGA